Molecule: messenger RNA, 1348 nt
Organism: Amphibalanus amphitrite
Lineage: Eukaryota; Metazoa; Arthropoda; Thecostraca; Balanomorpha; Balanidae
Product: 40S ribosomal protein SA-like
Exons: 7
Coding region: 280-1152 (290 amino acids)
Biological process (GO): cytoplasmic translation; ribosomal small subunit assembly
Cellular component (GO): cytosolic small ribosomal subunit; ribosome; 90S preribosome
Molecular function (GO): structural constituent of ribosome
Source: RefSeq, a predicted model, not a curated record
AGUUUAGUGCUAGAUUGGCUACUGUAUGCUAUUUGAAACACAUCAAUUCUCUCGAAAAUAUUGUUAUCUUUGAAUGAUUUAUUGCUGAAAAUUGGAUGUUAUAAAAAUAAUAUGAAACAGGCAAGCAUAUUCAGCUGAAAAUAUAUUGUCAAAAAUUAUAUUUUUUCAAUACUCUGCUGUUGAAAACGACAACGCUGUACAUCCUCUUCGAAGUGAACCUGAGACCUCUCAGUGGCGUUUGCGAGGUUGUCAAUCGUAGCCCCAAAUUGACACCUUACGAUGUCGGGAGGAUUGGAGGUGUUGGCCCUCAAGGAGGCCGACGUGAUGAAGAUGCUGGCGGCAUCGACCCAUCUCGGCACUCAGAACGCCGACUACCAGAUGAUGCAGUAUGCUUACAAGCGCAAGAAGGACGGUAUCCACAUCAUCAACCUGCGCCGUACCUACGAGAAGCUGCUGCUGGCCGCACGUGCCAUUGUGGCCGUGGAGAACCCGGCCGACGUGUACGCCAUCAGCGCUCGGCCCUGGGGACAGCGCGCCGUGCUCAAGUACUCGCACUACACGGGCGCCACGCCCAUCGCUGGACGCUUCACGCCCGGCUGCUUCACUAACCAGAUCCAGGCCGGUUUCCGCGAGCCGCGCCUUCUGAUCGUGACGGACCCGCGCGUGGACGCCCAGCCCAUCUCGGAGGCCUCCUACGUCAACAUCCCCGUCAUUGCCUUCUCCAACACCGACUCGCCGUCCCGCUACGUGGACAUCGCUAUCCCCUGCAACAACAAGGGCUACCACAGUAUUGGACUCAUGUGGUGGAUGCUGGCGCGCGAGGUGCUCCGCCUGCGCGGCACCAUCGGCCGCAAGCGCGACUGGGAGAUCAUGCCCGACCUGUUCUUCUACCGUGACCCGGAGGAGAUCGAGAAGGAGGAGCAGCAGAAGCGGGAGGCAGCCGCCGAGGAGGCCGCUGCCGCCCAGGCGGCCGCCGCCGCCGCCGCGCAGGCCGCCCUGCCGCCGACUGUGGAGGAUGUGCCGGCUGACUUCGGCACGGUGCCGACGGGCGCGCCGGUGCCAGCCGCCGCCUCCGACUGGACCGAGGAGUGGUCGGCCGGAGCAGCCACCGGCGAGUGGGCCGCCGCCGCGCCCGACCAGAGCUGGGCCUAGACGCGGCCAGGUGAUUUGGCCAGGGCACACCGACAUUUCCAUUACAGCCGGGGGAAUCCAGCCGUGUUUCGUCGGGUGUGCCUGAGGUGUGGUCGCCGCGGUCUCUGCCACCGGCCGGUGCUGCCAUCUACGGGCGCCGUCAGUCAUCCGUUCGCCACACUGAGGGCCAAUAUAAACACCUAUCCAAUCGAACAAA